AUUCGACCAGCGUCCGCAUUCUGCAACUUUCUACCAACUCCUACUUCACCCACCAGUGCGCCCAGCGUACGCUAUGGUCCACAGUGGCGGGAAGCCGAUGUUGGCGCGCAUCGCCGUUCUCUACGUCGAGGAGCAGCUCCUUGGCUUUCAGAAGCGCUUCUGCGACGGCGGCUAUGUGCUGUACCAAUGGCUGGAGCGCACCGCGCCGGACGGCUACUUCGACUUGAUGGACCUCGAUCCGUUCAGGAUUGUGGAUGGGGAGUACCCCGAGGAGGUGGAUGAGUAUACGGCGAUCAUCGUUAGCGGACCGGCGCACGGCGACUUUGUGAAGGCAGAGUGGAUUCCCAAGCUUGUCCAGUUUGUCCGAGAUGUCGCGGAGGACCACCCAGGUGUCAAGCUCAUCGGACUCGGCCUUGGACACAACAUCUUCGCUGCUGCCUUCGGCCAGAACGCCGAACCUCGCGGCUGGGAGCUGGGCCCGUACAGCGUCACGCUCACAGAAGUCGGCCGGUCCGUCUUCGGCCGUGACUCCAUGGUCCUCCAGAUGAUUCACCAAGACCACGCGUUCCUCCCAGACCUGACCGAGCGCCUGCGCGCCAUCGGCGGGCACCCCUCUACGAAAUCCGCCCCAUUCCACACGUGGGGGUACACCGCCAACGCGCCCGUGCAGGGCCUCUUCCGCUUCUCGGAGAACUACAACCCGGGCUCGUUCUGCUCCCCGGACGAGCUAUACGCCAACCUGCGUGUGGUGACGUGUCUCGCGCGCCCGGGGCACUCGGGCGAGAUGAUGACGCAGAUGAUCGGGGAGCUCGCCGGGUGCAACGCGGUCCCGGGCGAGGCCCUGGACGAGGCGGGCGAGCGAUGGGAGCGGGGUAAGGAUCAUGACGAUGAUCUGGAUUGUGUGCAUAGCGUGUGGUUUGGAGAGACGAUUUGGGCUGUGAUGCUUACUGAUCGUCUUGUGCGCAAGGUGCGCGUUGAUUGGGAGCCGGGCCAGCAACGAGUGUACGUCAUUUAG
This is a messenger RNA of Coniophora puteana RWD-64-598 SS2, 1015 nucleotides long. RefSeq lists its product as uncharacterized. Gene Ontology annotation, cellular component: cytosol; nucleus. The record is from RefSeq and is a predicted model, not a curated record. NCBI's taxonomy places the organism in Eukaryota, Fungi, Basidiomycota, Agaricomycetes, Boletales, Coniophoraceae. Bases 74 to 1015 code for a protein of 313 amino acids. The transcript is spliced from 4 exons.